Messenger RNA from Oryza sativa Japonica Group (Japanese rice), 2890 nucleotides. RefSeq names its product formin-like protein 4. The record is from RefSeq and is a predicted model, not a curated record. Gene Ontology annotation, molecular function: actin filament binding. NCBI's taxonomy places the organism in Eukaryota, Viridiplantae, Streptophyta, Magnoliopsida, Poales, Poaceae. Gene Ontology annotation, biological process: actin nucleation; actin cytoskeleton organization.
CUCCCCCUUAUUCCUUCCUUCCCUCGAUUCCUCUUCUCUGCAGCAGCUUCACACUCCCACUCCCACUUCUCUCUCUACAAUCCAAACUCACUCUCUCCCUCUCUCUCUCCUCAUCACCAAUGCCGCCCACGCUCGCGCUCCUCCUCUUCCUCGCCCUCUCGGCGGUGGCCGCUGUCGGCGGCGCCGGCGACGUGCGGCGGGUGCUGCACGAGCCGCUGUUCCCCAUCGAGUGGACACCGCCGCCGUCCACGGCGUCGCCGUCGCCACCGUCCCCGGACUUCUCCUCCGACCCCUCCACGCCCGCCACCCCCGUGGACAACGGCGGCCCGGCGCUGCUCCCGCCGCCGCCGCCGAACACAGUCGCCGCCGACGUGUCGUCGUCGCGCAGCGGGCCGGACCCGCGGGCGCGCGGGGGAGGCGGCGGCGGCACGCCAAAGGCCGCCAUCGUGGUCGCCUCCGCCGCCGCCGCCGCGGUCCUCGCGCUGCUCGCCUUCGCGGCCGCGUUCCUCCUCACGGGCCGCCUGGCGCGCCACCCCGCCGCGGCCGCCGCCCAGGCGCACAAGCCGCCAGGCCACGCGCACGCUGGCGCUGGCUCCGUCGCGGGGGCGCACGCCGACGUGGCGGGCUGCUCGACGGCGGUCUCGCCGUACCGCAAGGUGCGCCCGGAGCGCGCGCGCCGUGGCAUGUGCCGUGACGUCGACACCGUCCCGAGCCCGGAGCUCCGGCCGCUCCCGCCGCUGCGGCGAGGUGCGUCCGCGCUGACGCAAGGAUCGUCCGACGAGGACGCGGCGUACUACACGCCUGGGCAGCGCUCGGCUGGCUCCGGUGGCGGUGGCGGCGGCGAGGGCGGCGGGACGUGGAGCGAGGCGAGCGCGUCCAGCCCGCGCACCACCACAGCCUCCCGCCGCAGCCUCCCCAGCCUCACCAGCGACUUCUUCCCCACGACGCCGGCCGCCGCGCCCGUGCCCGCGCCCGCCGCCGCUGCUCCCCCUCCUGCCCCACCCGCGCCACGCUCCCGUCGAACACCUCCUCGCACCCGCUUCUCCGCCGGCUCCGGCGCCGAAAUGAACAAACAGAUGGCCUCGCCACCCUCCAACCCACCACCCGCGCCGCCGCCGCCUCCACCACCACCAUCAAGAUUCAACAACACAACCCCAAAGCCUCCACCGCCGCCGCCGCCGCCGGAGCCACCAACUGGGCCAGUCUCUGCUCGCCGGCUGCUCAGACCGCUCCCAGCAGAGGGCCCCAGCAUUGUGAUACCCAGGGCGCCAGCAAUGGCGGUGACAAAGGACAACGACGCCACCGCCGCCACCAUGUCAGUGCGAACGCGGGGUGAAGCCGCCGGCGACGAGCCCCGGCCAAAGCUGAAGCCACUGCACUGGGACAAGGUCCGGACGAGCUCCGACCGCGACAUGGUCUGGGACCGGCUCAAGUCAAAUUCAUUCCAGUUGGAUGAGGAUAUGAUCGAGGUGCUAUUCAUGAACAAUUCGACAGCCGUGGCGCCUAGGAUGGACAACCCGAAGAAAGUCGGCAUGCCGCAAUUUAAGCAAGAGGAGAGAGUUCUUGACCCCAAGAAGGCACAGAACAUUGCCAUCCUGCUUCGCGCGCUGAAUGUCACUCUCGAGGAGGUUACGGAUGCGCUUUUAGAUGGUAAUGCUGAAUGUUUGGGAGCUGAACUUUUGGAGACCUUAGUAAAGAUGGCUCCAACCAAAGAGGAAGAACUGAAACUGCGAGAUUUCACUGGGGACUUAUCAAAGCUUGGUUCGGCAGAGCGCUUUCUUAAAGCAGUUCUUGAUAUACCGUUCGCCUUCAAAAGAGUUGAUGUUAUGCUAUACCGAGCAAAUUUUGAGAAUGAAGUGAAUUAUCUCAGGAAAUCUUUUCAAACGCUUGAGGCAGCUUGUGAUGAUUUAAAAGGCAGUAGAUUGUUCUUAAAACUCCUUGAAGCAGUGCUGAGGACAGGGAACAGAAUGAAUGUUGGCACAAACCGAGGUGAAGCCAAAGCUUUCAAGCUUGACACCCUCCUCAAGCUUGCAGAUGUCAAAGGCGCCGACGGUAAAACCACACUGCUGCACUUUGUCGUCCAAGAAAUCGUCCGGUCAGAGGACGCAAAAUCUGAAAAGGCUCCAGAAAACCACAUCACAAACAUCGCGAAAGUUGAACAGCUGCGUCGACAGGGCCUAAAAGUUGUGUCUGGGUUGAGCACCGAGCUAGGAAAUGUCAAGAGAGCAGCAACCAUGGACUUCGACGUGCUACACGGCUACGUAUCUAAGCUUGAAGCCGGUCUUGGAAAGAUCAAGUCAGUCCUCCAGCUCGAGAAGCAAUGCAGCCAAGGGGUGAAUUUCUUCGCGACGAUGCGUGAAUUUCUCAAGGAAGCUGAGCAGGAGAUCGAGCAAGUGAGGCACGACGAGAAGGCGGCACUCGGAAGAGUGAAGGAGAUCACUGAGUACUUCCACGGUAACGCGGUGAAGGAGGAGGCACACCCUCUGAGGAUAUUCAUGGUGGUUAGGGACUUCCUCUCAAUGCUGGAUCAUGUUUGCAGGGAAGUCAGCCAGCAGGACAGGACAUUUGUUGGGUCAGCGAGGUCCUUCCGUAUAUCAGCAGCAAAUGCAUUGCCGAUCCUGAACAUGCAAGGGCAGAAAGGAGGAAGAGAGAGUAGCUCUGACGGAGAUAGCCCGUCUAUGUAGGAAGAGGUCAGACUUCAGAAAGGGAGGCACUCUGCAUUUUUGGAAUGAACAGAACCACAGCAAUCUUUGAUAGAAGAAUACUUUGCCAGGACAGAUGAAGCACACAUGUAAUUUUGGUGAGAAGAAUUAUAGGUGAAAUCCUUUUGUAUAAUUAUGGAUGGUUCGAAUUCUUUUUUGUACAAAAUAAAUAAGUUCUUGCUGAGUAA